GGAGGUGAGGCAGCGGGUUGGUCCGCUGAGAGGAUGGACGCGGCUGCAGCUGCAAACUGCGUUUUACUGCCGCGCUUAAGUGUGUUUUUAUUGAAAUAAUAAAGCAGAUGUCGCUGACCAAUUAUUACUCCGUGAUGGGGCUGCAGAGCGACGAGCCCUACGCCGCUCCGCUGCUGCCUCCGGCCGGCUGCUCCCGGCCCGUCCGGCCGCUGGAGGCGGAGGAGGAGGAGGGGACGCCCGGCGCGCACAUCCAGGACUUCUCGCACUUCUCCGGCAAACCGGGGACGUUAAACGGCUUCUCUCCGUGGACCGGGGCCGCCUCGUCCUCCGUCCCGGGCCUCUUCCACCCGCUGCCCUACUACCACACCGACCCGCUGGCCUCCGGCGGCUCCGACGGACGCUUCGUGCGCGGCUGGGAAGGCGCGGCCCCGGCACCGGAGAGCGCGCUGUCGCAGGUUUCGGCCGCUUACCCCGCCGUGUGCGUGCCCGCGCAGAGCGAACCGAGCCCGGGGUUCGACCCGGUGAAGCCUGAGAGCUCCCCGCUGUCCCACGGCAGCCCCGGGGAGUCCGGCUUCUCCAGCCCGGCCGAGGUCGUCCUGGAACGGCUCGGCGCGGCGGAGGAGCCGAAGAAGGAGGCCGAGGAGCGGAACCGGGCCGCCGCCGCCGCCGCUCCGCCGCAGAACGAGUCCGACAACCCCUCUGCCGGCUGGAUCCACGCCCGGUCGGGCCGGAAGAAGCGCUGCCCGUACACCAAGCAGCAGACCCUGGAGCUGGAGAAGGAGUUCCUCUACAACAUGUACCUGAGCCGGGACCGGAGGCUGGAGGUGGCCGGUCUGCUGCAGCUCACCGAGAGGCAGGUCAAGAUCUGGUUCCAGAACCGCCGCAUGAAGAUGAAGAAACUCAUGAUCCGGGAGAGGAGGACCGUCCACCAGUAGCAGGCCGUUACUAGGCGACCGGAGGGCAGGAAGUGAUGUCACGGCCAGAGGUUCUGAUCCAAUGAUCUAACAUCCAGAAUCAGCUCCACUUAAAGCACAUCUGCUGGAAAAAGUCUCCUGUUUUUAUCAUUUAUCACUGAAAUAUUCUCCUAAAAUGAGUCAAACAGAAAAGAUUAAACAUCCACGGAGUCAGACGGAACAUUUAGAUCUAAAACAUGUUUUUUUCAUUUAUCACCUAAAAUAUUCUCCUAAAAUGAACAAAACAGAAAAGUUUAACCCUCGUGUCAUCCUGCGGGUCAAAUUGACCUGUUUUAAAGUUUGAAAAUUUGGAAAAAAUACACAUUUUGACAGUGAAAACUUCCACAAUUUCAACAUUUUUUGGUGGAAAAAAAGAAAUGUUAAAAAUAAAUGUUUCUUUAACAACAUUCAGAAAAAAAAAUCAACCAAAAUCCAGCAAAUUUUGCUGGAUUUUGGUUGAUUUUUAUGUGAAUGUUCUUAAAGAAAAUAUUAGAAGUUUUACUGAUAUAUCUGGAAUCACUUUAGAUAUUUUUAGGAAUUUUUUGGAAGAUUUUUAUUCAGUUUUAAAAAAUAUUUACAGUUUUUUUAUCUUUAAAAUUUUUAUUUGUUGCCAAAUUUGGGGAUUUUUAAACAAAAAAUGUUAAGGGAAACUUUUAAGGAAUUUUUAGAAUUUUCUUCCUGAAGAUUUUGCAAAUUUUUAUAAAUUUGGGGAAUUUUUUUGCUGAAUUUUUGAAUUUUUUUCAGACAAAGGAACAAUGUUUUUUGCCGCCCGUAAACAAAGACAACAGGAGGGUUAAACACCCACAGUGUGAGACGAAUAUUUAGAUCUAAAAUAAAACAUGUUUUUUUUUUUUAAUCAUCAAAGUAUUCUCCUGAAAUGAGCCAAACAGAAAAGUUUAACCCUCCUGUUGUCCUUGUUUACGGCCCCAAAAAAUAUUGUUCCCUCGUCUGAAAAAAAUCCAAACAUUCAGAAAAAAAUUCCCCAAAUUUAUAAAAAUUUGGAAAAUGUUCAGGAAGAAAAUUCAAAAAAUUCCUUAAGUUUUAUUUUUAAAAAAGAAGAAAUAAAAAUCUAAAAAAAGUUUUUAAAAAAUUUUAAACAUGUUCAAAAAAUGAAUAAAAAUGUUCCAAAAAAUCCCAAAAAGAUCUGAAGUGAUUCCAUAUAUGUCAGUAAAAGUUAUAAUAUUUUCUUUAAGAACAUUUAUAUAAAAAUCAACCAAAAUCCAGUGAAAUUCGCUGGAUUCUGAAUUUUGGUUGGCUUUUAUUUUAAUUGUAUUUGCCAUUAAUUGAAAGAACAAAUUACAUUGAGAACUGAUAAAGUGUAAAUCAUUUUUAAAAUUGGUAAUUUACAAAAUUAAUUUAAUCCUAGAUAACAUCAAGUAAAAUCACAGAAUUUUUCAUUUUAAAUUUUCUAUUUUUUUUACAUUUAUAUAUUAAGUCAAAAUUAAAAGUAGAAUAAAAUACAGACAAAAACUGAGAAUAACGAGACAUUACAAAUGUUUUUUUUAAAACAGAUGCAAAAUUAAACCAUCAAAUUACAUGAUUUUUUCCUGUAUUUAAAUCAGCGAAAACAUAUCAAUAUUUUACAUAUUUUUGCCAUUAAUUAAAAAUAUAGUUACAUUAAGAAUUUUUUUAAAAUUUAAAUAUUUUAAAUCUGAUAAUUUGCAGAAUUUCCCUCUUUUGUUACAUUACUGAUAAUUUUUAGUAAAUUCAUAAAAAAGUUUAAUUUAUACGUAAACCAUGAAAACAGGACAAACUGCAAAUAACAUCCACAUUAAAAAACUUUUAUUUUUAUUUUAUAAAUGAUUUAUCAAUUUUUUUUACAAUGUGAGAGUAAAAUUUAAUUUUUAGUGGAAUUAAAACAUCUAAAAACAUUAAAAAUCAGGAUUCCAGUUGUCGACCACUCCUCAGUAAAGUUUUUAUUUUAUUUUAUUUUUUCACUGUAUUUUAACAACAUUUUUUGGUCAAAUCUGCCUCGUAUUAAAGGGAAAAAUAAAAAUUAAAUGCGUUUUAGUGGUUUAGAAGCAGCUUUACAUCUCAGUCAGAAUGAUUUGAAAUCAAAAUGUGAAUAUUUCCUUUAGAUUUUAGAUUAUUACACAUUUUGCACUUUUCAGCUGAACGUGGAGGAAAAACUGAUUUAAUCCAUAAAAAUAAACAGAUUUACCCCAUAAAGAGAAACUGAUUUAAUCCACAAACAGAAACUGAUUUAAUCCAUAUUUGAAGUAAAUAAAGAAGAGGAGCAGCUCCGAUGGCUCCUCUUGUCGUUUUCUGGACUAAUUUUUGUUCUGGUCUCCCUGAAAAGACUGAAUCUGAAGAAGCUUUUUAUAAUUCUGCAUGUUUCCUGUUGUUGUUCUUGUUGUUGUUGUCCUGUUGUUGUUCCUGUGGUGCUCUUACUGUUGUGAGCUGCUUCCUGUUGUUGUUUUGUCUCCACCAGCGGUUUGGAGAGAAGUUCAGGCUACGUUAGCCUCCAGGAGGGUUUUAUAGAAAUAAAAGAAAACGAUGGA
This is a messenger RNA of Amphiprion ocellaris (clown anemonefish), 3454 nucleotides long. RefSeq names its product homeobox protein Hox-D9b-like. Lineage: Eukaryota; Metazoa; Chordata; Actinopteri; Pomacentridae. Gene Ontology annotation, biological process: anterior/posterior pattern specification; embryonic skeletal system morphogenesis; proximal/distal pattern formation. Gene Ontology annotation, molecular function: DNA-binding transcription factor activity, RNA polymerase II-specific; RNA polymerase II cis-regulatory region sequence-specific DNA binding. The transcript has 2 exons. The record is from RefSeq and is a predicted model, not a curated record. The coding region runs from base 108 to 935 and encodes 275 amino acids. Gene Ontology annotation, cellular component: nucleus.